AUGAAUGAGAAUGAAGAUAUUACGGAAAAAUUUUUCGAUGCCUGUAAAAACUGUUUAGGACCUGGGGAAAUGGCCCAUGAGUCAUUCUUUAAUUUGCGUUAUGCGAUGUCUGCUAUUGACAUUAUGAACCCCAGCAUGGACUCAGGUAUGACAAAGUCACGAAAAGUGGCAAAUCUUCGUCAAGCCAUUGAAAGCGGUGAUCUUCCGCUGGGGCCCUUUGAAGACCAAGAAGUGCUUUUGGCUGUUAUCGAUGAGCUCAUUGUGCUUUUUGUAAAUUGGCUAACUGGUGACCCUCUAAUACAAACAGUUUAUACUUGCAUGUAUAUGCAUUGUAUUCCAUACAUUGAGGAUGAGAAUCUGGCCAUAUUCUGUGAGGCUCUAAGACGGAAUAUAAUUUUUUUUCGUCGUGUACUACUCACAUUACCAUCCUUUGAAGAUGAAGAUUUCUGCCCAGCUCAGAAUAAAAUCCCCUUAACUGUUAAUACGAAGGGUAUGUAUCCAAAGAAGAAAAUUUCGAAUUCUUAUUUUGAUUUCUCCAAUGAUGAACUGAUUGCUUUACUGGAAUCCCAGCAGCAAAAACUAUUGCAAUCUGGCACAUCUGAAACCAUUUUAAGUGCUCGUUUGAAGCUAGUUACACUUUUAUUGAAAUUCGAAUUAGACUUUUCCGAAUUUCUGAUCGUUUUGGCGGACGAAGAUGUGGAAGAAGCCUAUGAAAAUCCAGAGUUAAAGGAAUUCGGUGAAGUAGCCUACUCAUAUCAAAACAAACCAAUCAAAGUUGUUGAGUUGACUCCUGAUAUCUUCACAUUUCAUUGUAAUAAAGUUCUUUCAAUUUCAUCAGAGAUCUCUGAGGUCGCUAAAACCCUUCUCCAGACGGCUGAUCAUGGUAAAGAUGCAGGUCCUGGGAAAAUAAAUCCUAAAUCUGAAUUCUACUCAAUUCCUGGUUUCGAACCCUAUCUUACACUUUCUGAUUUAGCUGCUACUGUGCAGCGGUUUCCCCGCAUUCUCAACAGAAAGUCAGUUUUCUCUUUUCUUGCUUGCGCUUUCUCUCGUGUGAUUAAAGUGAUUGAUGAAAUGAAGAGAAUAAUCAAUUCAAAUUCCCUCAACGUUGUCUUUCUCCAUGAAUUAUGUUCAGUUUCACAUAGACUUGGACAUAACGUUUGCCACUGUCUAUUUCGGAAAGAUGAAUUAUCAAACCCCCUGGAGAUUAAGGAUGCAAGUUUGAAGUCGUGUGCUCUCUCAAGAGGAGUCAUGAGUGUAAUGAUGGGAGUUUUAUUCAAAUGUCCAGUGAAAGUUGAUCCCCGCAUUUCGGAGGUGCUGUCACCUUCCAGUUCUGUUAUGCACCUUCUCGCUUCCUGGUUGGCUGUAGAACCAAAGUGGAUUCGUGAUCGCAUUAUUGAUAAUGCUCAAGUUAUCGGGAACUAUGAAUAUUUAUUUGAAAACAUUUUUGUUUAUCUUUACAAGAUAUGUCGAUGCUACACCUUCAAUCGCUCUCGUCAGCGAACUCAUAUUUCACGUCUCUUUGAAGAUCUUAACAACCUCAUUGAGGAAAGCAUCAGCAUCGAGGCGACUUUUUCCCAGCAUUUCUUAGAAGACGCACAAACUCCGAAUUCAAAUAGCACCCAAAUUCCUCUUCACAUCACUUCCUACAUUUGCUUUUUUUACUAUCACCUCGUGUGGGAUUAUCUGAUCACUGGUUUCCAGUUGGACCUCUACGCCCCACGUGAAUGGGUUUAUGUCUACGCACUCAUCAUCACCCUCCAGCGAAAUCUUAGCGCCUUCGUCACCCACAUGGCAAAAGGCAUCAACUCUCUUCCUCCUGAUGGAAAAGUGGGGCAAGCAAAUAAUUCUUUUGGAUCAGCAGUGAAUAAUUCAAAAAAACGACGUCGAAAAAGGGAUCUAAACGGUUCCACGGUUUCUAACAAGUCUAGACAAACACCUCUCUCACAGCUCUUCAACUUAUCUCCAGUUAGUUGUGAGUACUGGGGGUUUCAAAUAGCUCAAGCAAAUCUGCAUCGCUUUUUGAGUCUUGGAACUCUCUAUAUUCUAAGGGCACUUCAAAGGGACAUAGGAAUUGACAUAAAGACUAUGAAACCCCUUGAUCAAUCAACAACGAAAGUGUAUUCAUCCCUGAAAACUCAAUUCCUCCGCAGAAUGGGUCCCGCUAUUGAUUCCAAAUUCUCCCCUCUUCUUGGAAAUGAGACAGCUGACAGCUUCUUUGAUUCGACUCAUGAAUAUGUGACCAGCGAGAUAUUCUCUGAAGCCGAUUCAAAGGAACUCCUUGAAAUGGCUGGAAAGGUCUUUGGCAUCGCCAGACAAUGGAUUCAUGCAGCAAAUAUUCCCACCUUGACGUCGAGUUUUAUGGGUCCAGUGGAUGAUCUGGCACAAUUGGACCACCUGGCAAAGAAUAAUGAGAUUGUCUGUCGACUGCUGGUUGCUAGACCCGAAAAGCGUCCAUCACGAAGCAGAAAUAAUGAUGAGGAUCCAACAAUAAGGCAAACGCAUCCAUUUCAUCCUGUGCAUUUCGAGUUUCAGCAUUUGCUCAGCAAGGCUUAUCCCCUCCUGAGACUUGCUUAG
This is a messenger RNA of Rodentolepis nana, 2574 nucleotides long. The record is from the annotation of a GenBank genome assembly. NCBI's taxonomy places the organism in Eukaryota, Metazoa, Platyhelminthes, Cestoda, Cyclophyllidea, Hymenolepididae.